UUAUUCAUCAGUCCACCGCGUAAAGGUAAAAGGCUCCUCUGUAUAAAACAACUAUUUUCUCGCUUCCCUGUCUCACUCUUCAGUUCCCACCUUCACUCUGCAAAGAUCGGAUCACAUUCUGCUCUCUGUAUUGGCCGAGCCCUCUGAGAUUGUUCCCAGUUUGUGAAAAUGGCUCAGAUUUUGCUUCAUGGAACUCUUCACGCCACGAUCUAUGAAGUGGAUAGGCUGCACGCUGGAGGCGGUGGGAAUUUCUUGAGCAAGUUUAUGGAGAAUGUUGAGGAGAAGAUUGGUUUUGGCAAAGGGACUCCCAAAAUUUAUGCAACUAUUGAUUUAGAAAAAGCUAGAGUUGGGAGAACUAGAAUAAUAGAGAAAGAACCUAACAACCCCAGGUGGUACGAGUCUUUUCACAUUUACUGUGCGCAUAUGGCUUCAAAUGUAAUAUUCACUGUCAAAGACGAUAACCCUAUUGGUGCCACUUUAAUUGGAAGAGCUUAUGUACCGGUCCAUGAACUCUUGGACGGGGAAGAAGUAGAUAGGUGGGUGGAGAUAUUGGAUGAAGACAAGAAUCCUAUACAUGAAGGAUCCAAGAUCCAUGUGAGGUUGCAGUUUUUUGAUGUCCCCCGAGAUCGCAACUGGGCUCGUGGAAUUAAAAGUGCUAAGUAUCCUGGGGUUCCAUAUACAUUUUAUCCCCAGAGAACAGGAUGUCGGGUUUCGCUGUACCAGGAUGCUCAUGUGCCAGACAAUUUUAUUCCAAAGAUUCCCCUAUCUGGAGGAAUUCACUAUGAGCCCCAUAGGUGUUGGGAAGAUGUUUUUGAUGCAAUCACGAAUGCAAAGCACUUUAUUUACAUCACUGGUUGGUCUGUUUACACUGAGAUCACUUUGAUAAGGGACUCGAGGAGAUCAAAGCCAGGAGGUGAUAUCACCCUCGGUGAGCUCCUUAAGAAUAAAGCAAGUGAAGGUGUUAGGGUUCUUAUGCUUGUUUGGGAUGAUAGAACCUCUGUGGGUUUACUAAAGAAAGAUGGUUUGAUGGCUACCCAUGAUGAAGAGACAGAACACUUCUUCCAAGGUACCGAUGUGCACUGUGUCUUGUGUCCUCGGAAUCCAGAUGAUGGGGGCAGCUUCGUUCAGGACUUGCAAAUUUCUACCAUGUUUACUCAUCAUCAGAAGAUUGUGGUGGUCGACAGUGAUUUGCCUAGUGGAGAAUCAGAGAAGAGGAGAGUCGUGAGUUUUGUGGGAGGUAUCGAUCUUUGUGAUGGAAGAUAUGAUACUCCAUUCCAUUCACUUUUCAGAACAUUGGAUACUGCUCAUCAUGACGAUUUUCAUCAGCCUAAUUUCACUGGAGCUGCAAUCACGAAAGGUGGACCAAGGGAGCCUUGGCACGACAUCCAUUCCCGGUUGGAGGGGCCAAUUGCAUGGGAUGUUCUGUUUAAUUUUGAGCAGAGAUGGAGGAAGCAAGGCGGGAAGGACAUCUUACUCAACUUGCGGGAGCUUGACGAUGUCAUUAUCCCCCCAUCUCCUGUGACGUACCCUGAUGACCAAGAGACAUGGAAUGUCCAAUUAUUCAGAUCAAUUGAUGGUGGGGCAGCCUUUGGAUUCCCUGAAACACCUGAAGAGGCUGCCCGAGCGGGUCUUGUAAGUGGGAAGGACAAUAUAAUAGAUCGAAGCAUUCAAGAUGCAUAUAUCAAUGCUAUACGCCGGGCCAAGAAUUUCAUUUAUAUAGAAAAUCAGUAUUUUCUGGGAUCCAGUUUUGGGUGGGAAUCUGACGAUAUUAAAGUUGAGGACAUUGGAGCACUACAUCUAAUUCCUAAAGAACUUUCCAUGAAGAUUGUCAGCAAGAUUGAGGCUGGAGAAAGAUUCACCGUCUAUGUUGUUGUCCCUAUGUGGCCUGAAGGGAUUCCAGAGAGUGCAUCUGUUCAAGCUAUACUAGAUUGGCAGAGGAGAACAAUGGAGAUGAUGUACAAAGAUGUCGUCCAGGCCCUUCGCGCUAAGGGCAUCGAGGAGGACCCUAGAAAUUACUUAACAUUCUUCUGCCUUGGCAACCGAGAGGUGAAGAAGAGUGGAGAGUAUGAGCCUUCCGAGCAACCUGAACCUGACUCAGACUAUCAAAAAGCUCAGGAGGCUCGGCGAUUCAUGAUCUACGUCCAUGCAAAGAUGAUGAUAGUUGACGACGAAUACAUAAUAGUCGGAUCAGCCAACAUCAACCAAAGAUCAAUGGAUGGUGCACGCGAUUCUGAGAUUGCGAUGGGCGCCUACCAGCCAUAUCAUCUGGCCACCAGGCAGCCGGCAAGGGGUCAGAUCCACGGUUUCAGGAUGGCAUUGUGGUAUGAACACCUCGGCAUGCUUGACAACACGUUCAUCCGCCCUGAGAGCGAGGAAUGUGUGGCGAAGGUCAACGAGAUAGCCGACAGGUACUGGGAUCUCUAUGCGAGCGAAGAGUUGGAACGGGACCUGCCAGGUCACUUGCUCCGCUACCCUGUCGGUAUUGCCAGUGAAGGAGAGAUCACGGAACUGCCAGGAACCGAGUUCUUUCCCGACACAAAAGCGCGUAUUCUCGGUUCCAAAUCUGACUACCUCCCGCCUAUCCUUACCACCUAAGCUGAACCUCUCACCUCAACAAGUAAGAAAUAAGCUCGCGUUUUUGCAGCGAAUAAGAUGCUACUUUUGUGUUAUAUUCUGGUUAAUGAUAUCAUGUCAUAAAUCUGUAGGAGGUGCAGAGAUAAUAGACGAGGGUUGAUGUUGCUGGUGUUGGAUUUAGAUUUCAGGACUGACAUGUGUUGUUCAAAGUCUACUGCUAGCCCGGUGUUUGCUCUUUCAUGACUUUGGCUUUCCAUUGUUGUGUAUCAGUUUUUUCGUAGUUUGUCAAUUGAGUUGCUGUUGAUGGUCUGUAAACUGGAUUACACAAAGAGCAUUGCCUAAAACUUAUUUAUUUCUUACAA
Molecule: messenger RNA, 2936 nt
Organism: Sesamum indicum (sesame)
Lineage: Eukaryota; Viridiplantae; Streptophyta; Magnoliopsida; Lamiales; Pedaliaceae
Source: RefSeq, a predicted model, not a curated record